GGCAUCUGCGCCGCGUGUCCCACCGCCGCCGUGUCCCCUCUCCCCACUCGCUCUGUCGCCUUUCGCCUCUCUUGCUGCUCCACUCCUCCACCCACCCUCGUCGUCUUCUCGCGCUGCGUGUCGCCCUCGUCGUGCGCCUGGGUGACACUGGGACUGGGCUGGCGAGGCGAUGACGAUGAUGCUGCUGCUGCUACUGCUGGGGGCAAGUGCGGGCGUGCUGGUGCUGGCGGCGCCUGUGGAGGAUGAGAUCUCCUACCUGCCCGGCCUGGCCAAGCAGCCGGCCUUCCGCCACUACUCGGGCUACCUCGACGCGUCCGGCACCAAGCGCCUGCACUACUGGUUUGUGGAGUCUCAGGGUAACCCCUCCAAGGACCCCCUCGUGCUGUGGAUGAACGGGGGCCCCGGCUGCAGCUCCCUGGAGGGGCUCAUCACAGAGAACGGGCCCUACCUCGUGCAGUCAGAUGGAAUCCACCUCGAAUACAACCCAUACUCCUGGAACAUGAUCUCCAGUGUGCUCUACCUUGAGGCCCCAGCCGGAGUGGGCUUCUCCUACUCGGCCGACAAGAACUACACGACCGGCGAUGACCAGGUGUCCAUGGACAACUACCUGGCGCUGAAGAGCUUCUUUGUAAAGUUCCCGGAGUGGAGCAAACACGACUUGUACCUGACGGGGGAGAGCUACGCGGGCUUCUACCUGCCCACCCUCGCCGUGCGCGUCAUGGAGGAUCCCAGCAUCAACCUCAAGGGACUGGCAAUUGGGAAUGGACUGAGCAGCAUUGCUACGAAUGACAACUCCGCCAUCUACUUUGCUUACUACCACGGCAUCUUUGGAGCAGACCUGUGGGCCCUCUUGCAGCAGUACUGCUGCUCCCAGGGCAAGUGCGACUUCUCUUCUUCCGAGAGCAAGCAGUGCAACGAUGCGGUACAGCAGGCGGCUCGCCACAUCUUCCAGGGGGGCCUGGACCCCUACAACCUGUACGCACCAUGUGCGGGCGGAGUCCGAGCUCCCAGGCAGAAUGGCAGCAAGCCGCUCGGUGCAGAUCCUCGCCGAUCCUUGGUGUUGAGGAAGCACGGACUCCGACUCCACCAGCGAGUGAUGGAGCGUGGAGGCCUCAACAGCGACUCACCAUGCACCAACACCAGCACCAUGGCCUCGUACCUGAACAGCCCCUUGGUGAGGAAGGCGCUACACAUCCCUGCAGUGCUACCGCCUUGGGAGGACUGCAGUGAUUUUGUGAAUCGUCACUUUGUGUGGCAAUACGAGGACAUGCGGAAACAGCAUCUCCGGCUCCUGGGAUCCCUGAAAUACAGAAUCCUCUUCUACAAUGGGGACGUGGACAUGGUCUGCAACUUCCUGGGGGAGGAGUGGUUCGUUGAGUCCUUGCAGCAGAAGGUGACCGUGGAGCGACGGCCUUGGCUCUACAAGGAUGGGGGCAGCAACCAGAUUGGUGGCUUCAUCAAGGAGUUCCAAAACCUUGCCUUCCUCACCGUGCGGGGUGCGGGCCACAUGAGCCCGAAGGACAAGCCGCUGCAGGUCUUCACUGCAUUCUCCCACUUCCUGCACAAUCAGCCCUACUACUGAGGGGGGGAGCGGCGGCGGCGCUUCCUGCUGCUCUGUGGCCUGGCUUCUGGCUUCCUGUGCCAUUUUUACUGCUUUUCUCCCAUUAGUUGUAGCAGUCACAGAUUUGCUCUGGUUCAUGCAUCGGUAUGAGAUUUUACUUUCUGAGCGUAUGGUUAUGAGCAGGGUAAUUGUAUAGUUCAGUUCUUAUCUAUAGGACUAAUUACAACAGAUUAUAGAAUUACAGCAGAUUUUUGGAUCAAACUAGGUGAUGUGACGGGGUGGCUUUAAAGUGCUAUUGUUUCUAAAAUCUUCUGUUCAAUAAUCAACAUUUUUAAAGUGACUUUUACGUUGUGUUGUGAGUGCGACAGUGUCGGGGUGCAUUGUUGGUCAUUGUGCCAAAAUAAAAUGAUGAGACAGGGAUA
This is a messenger RNA of Lethenteron reissneri (Far Eastern brook lamprey), 1983 nucleotides long. Its product is annotated as lysosomal protective protein-like. Gene Ontology annotation, biological process: proteolysis. Gene Ontology annotation, molecular function: serine-type carboxypeptidase activity. The record is from RefSeq and is a predicted model, not a curated record. Lineage: Eukaryota; Metazoa; Chordata; Hyperoartia; Petromyzontiformes; Petromyzontidae.